This is a messenger RNA of Penicillium oxalicum, 2286 nucleotides long. Its product is annotated as N-alpha-acetyltransferase 35, NatC auxiliary subunit. NCBI's taxonomy places the organism in Eukaryota, Fungi, Ascomycota, Eurotiomycetes, Eurotiales, Aspergillaceae. Gene Ontology annotation, cellular component: NatC complex. Bases 1 to 2286 code for a protein of 761 amino acids. The record is from RefSeq and is a predicted model, not a curated record. Gene Ontology annotation, biological process: N-terminal peptidyl-methionine acetylation. The transcript has 8 exons.
AUGCUGCCGAAUAACGAGGUCCGCGUGCCCCCGCCGCGAGCGGCCACGCAGUCGACUGCGCCGCGCGACAUCACCGCCGAAUUCACGCAAGCCGCUUCAAAACUUCGAGUCGGCCAGCUUGUCAAAGAUGAGUCGUUCACGCUUUUUGAGGCCGUGGGCGCAUUGGAGAUCAUGGACUCCAAGAUGGAUAGCGGCUAUAUUGCGCCUGGGGAAGAUCAAGUUGAGGCGCUCGAGGUCAAUUACGAUACACGAAGAGAGCUGACACCGGAGGAAGUGGUCGGGUUGAUGGACCAGCUCCUCUGCCAUGAGAUGGCUUGGCAUAUGGGCCAUCCACUCUCACAAACGCUCUUUACCUCCAUCUAUAUCGACAAGCUACUAUGGCCGACGCCGAAGACAUUGGAGGAAGCUCAAUUUGAUCGCGCCCCCAGCAAAUACCCCUUGGUAGGACUGGUACUACGCGCUUAUUGUCUAGCAUUGGUCAAAGCUUGUGACUAUGUUCAUGCCCGAGUGGCAUCUGAAUAUUACUACGAAGAAGAAGAUUUCGUCACGCAGCUCUACAACCGCAAUCUUCUGUCUGGAUUCGAUUCGUCACACUUUUAUCGCUUACUGGAUCAAGCAGUUGACUGGGUGGAUGCUCAGGACACAAUUGACUUGAGCCAUAAGGAUGCGAUGCGUAGCCGGCUUCACCUGCGACGAGAGUUUCUUGCCUCUGUUGAUCAGGAUCUCGAGGUUUUGGAGACAAGGUCUACCGAGAGCUUCGCGUCGUGCUUGAAAUACUUGAAGUCAGUAUCUGAAACCGUUUCGCUUGGAAAACCAGUACCCGAGGCUUUUAGCCUCAAGCUUCAACGCAAACUCGCCAGUACGGUGCCGCCUCGGCCGAUCGUCAACAUCAAACAAGAGGACGCUUUGGAGCAAAUGCGGCGUCUUUGUCAAGACGCAAUUGACAUGCAACAGAUGCUGGAUUACCGGGGGCCCAGUAAUUUCAAGACUGCCGUUUGGACGCUCGUCUCACGCAAGCCGCAGCCUUCUGUCUACAUUCGAUCCCUUUUGCAGGCUUUGAUAGUCGGCGACUCUUCGAUUCUCGGUACCGUCUCCGUCCGGAAGUACCUGUACGACGAUCUGGCCGAGCUAGUAUUACCCGCGAGUAUGCUACUUCGAGCCAACCUGGACGAAGUCGAGCUGCCCUCGGAUCCACGAUUUCGAAUCGCUCAAAUUAUGGAUAAUUUCGUGAAGCGUUUUGGCCAGCCUUUCAUCGAUACCGUGCGCUCCGCUUGUUUAAAUCGCUGCCGUGUCCGUCGCACCAUCUGUCACACAGUUGUCGACUGGGAUAACCUUCAGAUGGAGGCCGAAGAACUCGACCUCCAACUUCAAGAUCUCAGUGCGGAACCCGCAUUGCAAGUUCAAGGUGGAGACUCUACGUUCUCCUAUCCCCUCAGCAGCUGGGCUUAUCACCAGAAGCUGCUUCAGCUUCGUCUCAUUCUCCACAUGGGAUUCGAGCUUUCAAUCUAUGCCCCGGAAGAACUUCCCGGCAUCUACUGGUAUCUUUCACAUCUGUGCUCAACGCACCUUGGCCAUCUCGACCGUAUUCGCACAUUCACCGUGGCCGCCCGUAAACGCGAUCUGGUGAGUGGUGGCAGCCAUGCACAAAGUUCCGCCGCGUAUCAUCGCUCGUUCUUGUAUCUCGAACGGCUCACAACCCACAUUAUUGCGAUUGACGCGUUUGCGAUCGCCCUUCACGCCCUCUAUGUCCUGUUGGCCCGUCACCAGAUUCUGCCCCGUGCGGCUGGCUCCAAGGCAUACUCCAGCGACCGACAUCGCUACGAGCUCCGCAUGAAGCCCUUCCUCCCCAUCUCCUUGCCGGAGCUGGUCCCUUAUGAAGAGUUCCAGCGCGAGGCCGCCUUGGAUGGUGAUUCGGACGCCACCGUUCUGGAUCGGGCUUCCAAGGCCAUCACCGAGGCUCGCAAGGCAUGGGAGGCGACCCUCGCCAACGGAGCCUUCAGUGACCACAGCAUGCCGUCAUCAUCAGCGACUCCGGCUCCCAUUGCCAUUGAAGAUGAUUGGCGCCGUGAAAUCAAGGAUACGAUGCGAGCUUGUAUUGGAACGAGCAUUGCUAUUGAGACGGUGAAGAAAGCACUCACGAGGUCAGCCUCGUCGCCGUCGGAGCCACAGCGUGUCACUCUGGACGUGACCAUCCCCGAGAUUGGCUCCAAGGCGCGCUGGCACGACUGGUGGAUUGUCCCGCAGAUUUCGGAGAGAAAACAACCCACCCCGACGCAUUCGGCAUGA